Molecule: messenger RNA, 2556 nt
Organism: Anastrepha obliqua
Lineage: Eukaryota; Metazoa; Arthropoda; Insecta; Diptera; Tephritidae
Gene: mAcon1
Product: probable aconitate hydratase, mitochondrial
Exons: 6
Coding region: 121-2487 (788 amino acids)
Biological process (GO): tricarboxylic acid cycle
Cellular component (GO): mitochondrion; cytosol
Molecular function (GO): 4 iron, 4 sulfur cluster binding; aconitate hydratase activity
Source: RefSeq, a predicted model, not a curated record
UUUGAGUUGCGAUAUAGCUGUGGCAAUUUACAUAAAUUAUUGUUUUAUUCGAACUUCAAGAAAAUUACUGUCAUACUUUUUCGUUUCUCUAUUUCAAAAGCUGUUAUUAUAAGGACAUUCAUGAUGACACAAUUUCUAAGAUAUGUUAACAGCCCGGUGCGUAAUAUAGCCCGCUAUGCUCCCAAUACUCAUUCCCGACAUUUCCACGCAUCAACUUGCACAGCUUCAAAAGUUGCAAUGUCAAAAUUCGAUACUGAUGUUUUCCUGCCAUAUGAGAAGCUUACUGGAACUUUAAAGAUUGUAUCGCAACGUCUGAAUAGACCACUGACGUUGUCUGAGAAAAUAUUAUAUUCACAUUUGGAUGACCCGAGCAACCAGCCCAUUGAGCGUGGAACCUCAUAUUUACGACUUCGACCAGAUCGCGUAGCUAUGCAAGACGCUACUGCUCAAAUGGCGCUUUUACAAUUUAUUUCUUCAGGGUUGAAAAGGGUUGCAGUACCAUCAACGGUGCAUUGCGAUCAUUUGAUUGAAGCUCAAAUUGGAGGAAAGGAGGAUUUAGCUCGAGCAAAAGAUCUCAACAAGGAGGUAUACAAAUUUUUAGCUUCAGCAUGCGCUAAAUACGGUCUCGGUUUUUGGAAGCCCGGUAGUGGAAUCAUUCAUCAAAUCAUUUUGGAAAACUAUGCUUUUCCUGGACUGCUAAUGAUUGGCACUGACUCGCACACCCCAAAUGGAGGUGGUCUUGGUGGGCUUUGCAUUGGUGUUGGUGGAGCAGAUGCUGUUGAUGUUAUGGCUGACAUUCCUUGGGAAUUAAAGUGUCCGAAAGUGAUCGGUGUUAAUCUAACAGGAAAAAUCAGCGGAUGGACUUCACCGAAGGACGUUAUAUUAAAGGUAGCUGACAUUCUUACUGUAAAAGGUGGCACUGGUGCUAUAAUCGAGUAUCACGGAAACGGUGUUAAUUCUAUUUCUUGUACUGGUAUGGCAACGAUUUGUAACAUGGGAGCUGAAAUCGGUGCCACCACGUCAGUAUUUCCAUUCAACGAUCGCAUGGCCACAUACCUGAAGUCUACUAGCCGAGGCAGCAUUGCAGACGAAGCAAAUAAAUAUAAAAAACAACUUUUCACGCCAGAUGGAAAUUGUGAAUAUGACGAAUUAAUCGAAAUUAACUUAGACAAGUUGGAACCUCAUGUUAAUGGGCCUUUUACGCCUGAUCUGGCUCACCCAAUAAGUAAAUUGGGUGCAAAUGCGAAACAAAAUGGUUAUCCAUUGGAUAUCAAAGUAGGUCUUAUUGGGUCUUGCACCAAUUCUUCGUAUGAGGAUAUGGGUCGCUGUGCCAACAUAGCAAAAGAUGCGAUGAGCCAUGGUCUCAAGUCAAAAAUACCGUUUAACGUUACGCCUGGAUCUGAACAGAUUCGUGCAACCAUUGAGAGGGACGGUAUAGGUGAAGUUUUUGGAAAAUUUGGUGGCACUGUUUUAGCGAAUGCUUGUGGGCCCUGCAUUGGGCAAUGGGAUCGCAAAGAUAUAAAAAAAGGGGAUAAAAAUACAAUUGUUACCUCGUACAACCGAAACUUCACUGGACGAAAUGAUGCCAACCCUGCAACGCACUCAUUUGUUACCAGCCCUGAAUUAGUCACCGCUUUAUCUAUUGCUGGUCGAUUAGACUUUAAUCCAUUAACCGAUGAACUUACCGGUUCUGAUGGAAAGAAAUUUAAAUUGGCAGCCCCCUUUGGUGAUGAAUUGCCUUCGAAAGGAUUUGACCCUGGAAUGGAUACAUUUGACGCACCACCAAAGAGUGGGGAUGCUGUGAAAGUGGAAGUGGAUCCUAAGAGUCAACGCCUUCAAAUUUUAGAGCCCUUUGAUAAAUGGAAUGGUAAAGACUUGGUAGAUAUGACCGUUCUUAUUAAAGUAAAAGGAAAAUGCACAACGGACCACAUAUCUGCUGCUGGACCUUGGCUUAAAUACAGAGGGCAUUUAGAUAACAUUUCAAAUAACAUGUUUAUUGGAGCUGUCAACUCAGAAAAUAGCGAGAUGAAUAAGAUAAAAAAUCAAGAAACUGGCGAAUGGGGAGGUGUUCCCGAUGUUGCACGAUACUACAAAGCCAAUGGUAUUAAAUGGGUUGCUGUCGGUGACGAAAACUACGGAGAAGGAUCAUCUCGUGAACAUGCAGCAUUAGAACCACGUCAUCUGGGCGGUAGAGCAAUUAUAGUAAAGUCUUUUGCUCGCAUACACGAAACGAAUUUAAAAAAGCAAGGAUUGUUGCCUUUAACAUUUGCGAAUCCAGCAGAUUAUGACAAGAUCCAACCUGAAAGUAAAAUUUCCAUACUUGGACUAGAUAGUUUGACGCCUGGAAAGCCCAUCGACUGCGAAAUCAAAACCGGCAAUAAGGUCGAAAAAAUUAAGCUCAAUCAUUCGUUAAAUGAUUUGCAAAUUGGUUGGUUUAAGGCGGGUAGCGCACUUAACCGCAUGAAAGAACUAGCAAAAGCAAAUUGAACGUGAAUAAUGCCUACGUUUGUAUAUAAUCUGGAAGAUCUUUAAAAUAUAUAAUGCUGCAUAAGUGUA